GGUCAUGUCUACGGAACACUUCUCAUCCACAAGAGAGGAAGGAAGCCCUGGCUCAAGAACUAACUUUAGGUCCAAUCAGAGGAAGAUAUUAAACUUGCUCUUGGAGAGAGAUAAUUCCUUUACCGUCUGUACAGAUCUCCCAAGAACUCCAGUGAACAAACUCUUUAGUGAUUCUGCAAAUCUAAGCACUUUGUCUGGAAGCACUCCAAAACGUUGCCUUGAUCUUUCAAAUCAUAGCAGUGGAGAGAUAUCUGCUACUCAGCUCACCACCUCUCCAUACCUUGAUGAAACUGGUCACUGGGACUCCUUAGGACCUCAGGAAAUACAAUUAGUUGGGAUGUGGGAGGCAGAGAGUUUCCAGCUCACCUGCAGCUCCAGAAUGCUGAUGGUUUAA
Molecule: messenger RNA, 394 nt
Organism: Talpa occidentalis (Iberian mole)
Lineage: Eukaryota; Metazoa; Chordata; Mammalia; Eulipotyphla; Talpidae
Product: M-phase inducer phosphatase 3-like
Exons: 4
Coding region: 5-394 (129 amino acids)
Source: RefSeq, a predicted model, not a curated record